GCAGGCUACUAAAUUACCAUUCAUUCCACCCACUUUCCAUGAAGAUGAACGUAGCCAAAAACUUUAUCGAAAGAGUAACUCGACUCACUACGGAUAAUACCACCAACAUACAGCAUACAAUUUUCCAGCAUCUCCGCCGUAAUAAUUACCCCGCCACACUCAUAAACAGGCUCAUACAACGGUCUAAAAACACCACGCACGAAGAUGCCUCCAACACUGCACCAUUAACCAUAAGAAACCACAGUCAAAGCAUAUCAACAUGCAAUCACAGUCCAACAGUCCCACCGAACGAACAGAUAUAUAGAUCCCUGCCGCACGUGCCAACACUCAGUACAUCCAUAGCGAAAAUGCUCAAACCAGACUAUCCCAAUGUAAAAAUAGCUACAAAGCCUAUCAACACAGUAUCAAAACUACUGCCAAACACAAAAGACUCGGUUGACCCAUUGCUGCAGUCUAAUAUCAUUUACAGCCUGUCAUGCGAUAAUUGCACAAUGAGUUAUUUGGGCAUGACACGCAACCAGCUUAGAACCAGGCUAUAUGGCCAUAAAAGCAAUAUUAACCAGUACCACAAACUGAUAGCUGAUGGUACGACCGACAGCAACGAACAGCUGAUCAGUCUCGGAGAGAAGACUGCCCUCAUCGAACACAUGAUACAACACAACCAUACCUUCGAUCUUACCAAAGCCAAAAUUAUUGACAGAACCUAUCGACCGACGGCUCUCCCGAUACUAGAAAUGUGCCACAUCACGAACACACUCAACACCGUAAAUCAUCGCACCGAUGUGGACGGGCUCAACACAACUUACGCAGGCAUUCUACAUACACUCAGAACUACCAAUACUCGCCGCAAUAAAGCUUCCGAACCAGACACAAGUAAUAGAACACUUUUGGCCCAUGAUAGAUAGUUACCGUUUCGGGUCACCAUCUUUAAAUCAUACGUUGUAAUACCGGUGGAUGUGCAUAUCGAGCUCCGUGACCAAUAGUGCACCCAGAUGGUUUUUAUUGCGAAAAAUCCCCAUAUUUCCGACCAGAAAAAUUCGUGCAAAAUUCCCAAACCUCCCAUCGUUGGCAAUCAGCGAAUUCGACAAAAACGCGUAAAUUAGAGUAAGUUCACAAUGUCAAUGUCCCCCCUUUUUGUACCUUUCUGUUUUCCUUUUACUCACUAUGACAUGAAUAAAUUUUCCAGUUUUCCCUUGAAAAAGGCCAUCAAAAACGGCCGAAACGUCGGGCAAUCUAUAAAUAUAACGUUUGCUUAAGUAUAAUAGACUGAGAAAGCCGUAAAUAUCAGUGAAUGUUCCGUAACCAGUCGUCAAACAUCUUAUUAUAACCUCAAUAUGGCUAGCAUACAUAGUGGAUUUUUUAUGCUUAUUGACAACAAUUUUGGUCACAACACAGUACAACUUUUCAAAACGUACGCGCAGCUCAACACCAAAAUGUGUAACAUGACGGUACGUAAGGACUUUUUGAUAAAAUGCCGUAAAACGGGAGUUUUCCCGUCACACAUAGUGAACUCAUUGAAGUGUAUCCACCCGUUGCUCGAAGAACGGAGCCCAUAUACGCAUAAGCUUCAACGAAUAAUCGAUCGUUUCAAGAAAGCAAUUCUAAACAUCGAAAUCCAACAUACAUUCUACAAAAUAAAGUGCUUAAAACAGGAGUUACAGCAAAUACAGAUACAGCUUACUAUCUUCACUACCAACGACAUUGCAACACGAUUUAUUACCACACAGAACCAAUCUUUCGAUAAUCGACAGGAGUUACAGAAACGGAGGACAAAUAAAAAGCUCGCAAAGUUAUUAGAAAAAACAGCACCACUGGACAACAGCACACCAAAAUACCAAGAUAAAGCCAUACUAAACGCCACUACCGUAACAGUUCCAUCGGACACUCUGACACUGCUCAGCCUUGGACCAAAAUUUUCCCUACCAGUUACCAGUCUCAACCAUGUUCCAUUCUAUCACAUGCUAGCCGACGUUGAAGCCAUCCUACGUGUUUCGCCAGACCAAACCACACAAGAUCGCAACAGAUGCCAGAUAGCAACGCAAAUCCAGAACUAUAUCUCCAAUUCCAAACAUAAUACACACAAAACCCCGCUUCAUAAUUUCUGCAAACAUGCAGCGUCGACCACCGCAAAAUUUCUCGCAGACCACCAAGACAUCUACAUACUUGAAGCUGACAAAGGCAACAGAACGGUCAUAAUGUACAAACAUGAAUACGACCGCAAAAUGACCUUGUUGCUAAACGAACCUAAUUAUCGAGUUGUUUCCAAAGAUCCAACACCAUCCGUCCAAAGACAGACCAACUCGCUCAUCACCAGACUACUCAAUCUGAAGCUAAUCAACUCUCAAACAUCCAUCCGUCUAAAAUCAACCACUUCCGUAUGCCCUCGUAUAUAUGGACAACCCAAAGCGCACAAACCCAAUCUACCACUACGCCCAGUUGUCCCAAACAUCACAGCACCAACGUACAAAUUAUCCAAAUAUAUAGCCAACAUACUUAAAAGAUCACAGCAAAGCGAGUACAAUAUAUCGGACAGUUUCCAAUUCACCGAGUACAUAAACCAGAUCACUCUCCCGCCUGACUACGUCCUAGUAUCGUUCGAUGUCGUGUCGCUGUUUACAAACAUUCCUAUCGAACUUGCCACCCACGACAUAAUCAUGGAUUGGUGUAACAUCAAAACGUACACUGAUAUAAACUUAGACUUGUUUCUCGAACUAGUGGAAUUUUGCACCAAAAACAGUUACUUUAGAUUUCGAGACAAACACUACGUGCAAACAUUCGGUACCGCUAUGGGCAGCCCCCUAUCUCCCAUUUUAGCCGAUAUCGUGAUGGAGAACUUACUGCAAACCUCCACUCAACUACUGCCGUUUGCUAUACCCGUCAUUCGUAAAUACGUGGAUGAUUUAUUUUUGGCUCUCCCGAAAGACAAAAUAGCACUUACGCUCGAUACAUUUAACGCAUACAAUUCAAACCUACAAUUCACAAAAGAAGAGGAAUCCGACAAUAAACUACCGUUCCUAGAUACACUUGUAAUUCGCAAUUCGGACCAAACUUUAUCCACUCAA
Topomyia yanbarensis is the source of this 3062-nucleotide messenger RNA. RefSeq lists its product as uncharacterized. Bases 39 to 905 code for a protein of 288 amino acids. Lineage: Eukaryota; Metazoa; Arthropoda; Insecta; Diptera; Culicidae. The transcript has a single exon. The record is from RefSeq and is a predicted model, not a curated record.